This is a messenger RNA of Micromonas commoda, 1233 nucleotides long. It is a transcript of the gene LPQC, whose product is annotated as depolymerase. Gene Ontology annotation, molecular function: hydrolase activity. Gene Ontology annotation, cellular component: extracellular region. Lineage: Eukaryota; Viridiplantae; Chlorophyta; Mamiellophyceae; Mamiellales; Mamiellaceae. The transcript has a single exon. The record is from RefSeq and is a predicted model, not a curated record. The coding region runs from base 1 to 1233 and encodes 410 amino acids.
AUGCGUCUUGUCUCGCUCGCCGUGCUCGCGCUCGCGCUUCUCGUCGCGCCUGCCACGUGCGACAAGGACAAGUCCGCGUGGACGUGCGAGUCCGACGGGUUCUGGCACGAGAACGGCGUCAAGAGCCAGUACACCUGCUCCGAGUCCGGUUCCAAGGCUGACGACGGUUCGAAGGGCGAGAGCCCGAGUCCAUCUUCCAAGGGAGACGAGAAGGAGGACGGCGGUAAGGAGGAUGCCGCGACCGUGUGCCCCGGUGACGGCAACGACGCGGGCUUCGACGCUUUCCCCACCGUGACGCGCACGUGCGUGAAAGGUCCGCCGAACGACGCGACGCGGUGUUGGUGGACGUAUAGACCGCCGACGUCGCAGACGGGCCGAAUUCCGCUCGUGGUCGACAUGCACGGCGGAGGCGGUUGCGCGUCGCACCGCGCGCGGUGGUCCGGCUUCAAAGCGUUGGCGGACGCAAAACUGUUUGCGGUGGCGUGGCCCGCGGGCUACGCGAACGAGUGGGGGACGUGCGGCUCGGAUUGUGAGGGCGUCAGGGCGGCGAGCGGUGGCAAGAACAUCCGCGACACGGAUGACAUCACCUUCCUCACGGCACUCAUCGCUUUCGAGGCCGCUCGCCCGAUGGACGGCAGCUCGCCGCCCGUUGACGCGACGCGGGUGUACCUCACGGGGUUCAGCAUGGGAUGUAUGAUGGCGCACAGGUUCGCGAUGGAGAGGUCGGACCUGACGGCGGGGUUCGGGUGUCACGGCGGCGACCUGAUCGGCGCCGGAGCCGACUUGAACGCGCAAAAGGCGAGGUUUUCGAUCAAGCCCACCGCCGCGUUCAUGACGGGCGGAUCCUCGGACGCCUGGUUCUCACCGAGCGCCUUCGUGACAUGGCGGACGUGGAACGGGUGCGAUGCGGGGGAUGCGAACGUCGCAUCCACGAACGUCACGUCACCGCGAGUCGGGAACAUCCAACGCGGCGCCGGCUGCGACGCCCCCACGGCUCGGUACGUCGUGUUCGACGCGGGCCACACGGAGGAUGACGCCAUGGCCGCGGCGACGUGGGACUUCGUGGCGGCCUCCACGCGACCGGGCGCGAACGCCGCGAUCGCUGAGGUGACAGUCCCGGUGGAGCGGGCUCCCGUGACCAGUGCCGGGUCGAGGGUGCCGGCGGGCGUCGCCGCGCUCGCGACGGCGGCGGUGUUUUUUCUUUCAUUCAGUGAGGAACACUCAUUUCAAUAG